AUGGCUGUUGCUCGGAGAGGUGAAGGAGAGAGAGAGAGAGAGCGAGCGAGAGGAGUCGAGAGUCUCGGGAGAGAAACACUCGUGAACGCGUCACUCCUGCGCUUCUUAAAACGUUUAAAUAUUGUUGAUUUUGUAGUUACUUCUUUCUGAUUAUCCUGUAAGGGGAUUAACAGUGUAAUAUUACCUGUUUGGGAAACAGAAAGAAGUUUGUGUGUUUAUUAAAACGCGCCGCCCCGGAGGGAGAGGGAGAGAGAGGCUGAUGGUGAACUUUGGACUUGUCUUUUAUUUAUUUAUUUCCGUUCGGUUCCGCUAACAUGUCCAAGGAAGAAGGAGCAGAGAAAUAGAGAGUCGUUUGCCCGGAGCUGAGGGCUGCUGGGCAGGACACAGGAAAGUGGAGGAAGUUUUCCAGCCAGCACUGGCUUUCUGUCAGCAGUGAUAUUUUACUCUGGGGGACCAAAAUGUCGGCCAAAGCUGCUUCAAAUAAGAGUGCAGCGAUGGAGGAAACGGUUAUAUGGGAGCAGCACACGGUGACUCUUCACAGGGCUCCAGGAUUCGGAUUCGGGAUCGCCAUCUCAGGAGGACGAGACAACCCUCAUUUCCAGAGCGGCGAGACCUCCAUAGUCAUCUCCGAUGUUCUGAAAGGAGGACCAGCGGAGGGGCUUCUACAUGAGAAUGACCGAGUGGCGAUGGUGAAUGCGGUCUCCAUGGAUAACGUGGAACACGCCUACGCCGUUCAGCAGCUGAGGAAGAGCGGCAAAAACGCCAAAAUCACCAUUCGGCGUAAACGCAAAGUUCAGAUCCCGGCGUCUCGAGCGGGCGACAGGGAAACCAUGUCCGAGCGUGAGGAGGAUACAGAGGACGAGGAGUUUGCCGGACCGGGAGGCGGUGCCAGCGCAGGGACGGGCAGACGCAACGAUCGGAGCGCCAGCCUGGGACGGAGGGAACGGAGUGCGUCCCCGCGGUCCGACAGACGCUCUGUGGCCUCCGCCGGCCCGCCACGACCCUCCAAAGUCACGCUGGUCAAGUCACGCAAGAACGAAGAAUACGGCCUGAGACUGGCCAGCCAUAUUUUCGUGAAGGACAUCACACCUGAAAGCUUGGCAGCCCGAGACGGAAACAUACAGGAGGGAGACGUCGUGCUGAAGAUUAACGGCACCGUGACAGAGAACCUGUCCCUGAUAGACGCUAAGAAACUGAUUGAGCGCUCGAAAGGCAAGCUGAAGAUGGUGGUGCAGCGAGACGAGAGAGCCACGCUCCUCAACGUUCCCGACGUAGACGACAGCAUUCCUUCCGGCAACUCUGAACGAGACGGUGAGGAUGCUCUGGAAAAAUAUAUUUCAGAAAUCCAUUCCCUCACCUCUGAUCAUUCCCAUGAACUUCUGCGUGGCAGUCGCUCUCGCUCUCCAGACAAGCGCUCUGAUCCAUCCGACAUCUCCGGCCAGUCGCCUCAACAGAUCAGCAACGGAAGCCACAGGAGUCGGGAUGAGGAGCGGAUCUCAAAGCCACCGGUCAUGUCCAGUCCUGCGAAGCUGGUGGAAGACGCGCUGCUCGUCCCUGGUAACGAGGAGACAGACAAACAGAUUCCUCCACUGCCAGAGCCGAAGCCAGUGUACGCUCAGCCCGGACAGCCGGAUGUAGAUCUGCCCGUCAGUCCUUCUGAUGCCCCCGUACCCAUCGCUGCACAUGAUGACGACAGCAUCCUGCGACCCAGUAUGAAGCUGGUGAAGUUUAGGAAAGGAGAGAGCGUGGGUCUGCGCCUGGCAGGAGGAAACGAUGUGGGGAUCUUCGUGGCUGGAGUUUUGGAGGACAGUCCUGCUGCUAAAGAGGGUCUGGAAGAGGGAGAUCAGAUACUCAGGGUAAACAAUGUUGACUUUGCGAACAUCAUCCGUGAGGAAGCAGUGCUGUUUCUGCUGGACCUGCCCCGAGGAGAUGAGGUCACCAUCCUGGCCCAGAGGAAGAAGGACGUGUAUCGGCGGAUCGUGGAGUCUGACGUGGGCGACUCCUUCUACAUCCGCACCCAUUUCGAGUACGAGAAGGAGUCUCCGUAUGGCCUGAGCUUCAACAAGGGCGAGGUUUUCCGGGUGGUGGACACGCUCUACAACGGCAAGCUGGGCUCCUGGCUCGCCAUCCGCAUCGGCAAGAACCACCAGGAGGUGGAGAGGGGCAUCAUCCCAAACAAGAACAGGGCGGAGCAGUUGUCCAGCGUCCAGUACACUUUACCCAAAACCCCUGGUGGAGACCGCGCUGAUUUCUGGAGGUUCCGCGGACUCCGAAGCUCCAAGAGGAACCUGAGGAAGAGCCGGGAGGAUCUUUCUGCUCAGCCGGUGCAAACCAAGUUCCCUGCGUAUGAAAGGGUCGUCCUGAGGGAAGCCGGGUUCCUGAGGCCCGUGGUGAUCUUCGGGCCCAUCGCCGACAUCGCCCGAGAGAAACUGGCCAGAGAGGUGCCUGAUCUGUUUGAGCUCGCCAAAACACAGCGCCCUGGAGACGGGGAAAGAAGCGAGCCCCGAGACGCAGGAACAGAUCAGCGCAGCUCCGGAAUUAUCCGCCUUCACACCAUUAAGCAGAUCAUCGAUAAGGAUAAACACGCUGUGUUGGACAUCACUCCCAACGCAGUGGACAGGCUGAACUAUGCGCAGUGGUACCCCAUUGUGGUGUUCCUGAACCCUGACAGUAAACAAGGUGUGAAGAACAUGAGGACGAGGCUGUGUCCCGAGUCCAGGAAGAGUGCGAGGAAGCUGUACGAACGCGCCCUCAAACUGAGGAAGAACAACCACCACCUCUUCACUGCCACCAUAAACAUGAACAACAUGAACGAUGGUUGGUACGGGGCGCUGAAGGAGACGAUCGAGCAGCAGCAGAAUCAGCUGGUCUGGGUUUCUGAGGGCAAGGCGGACGGUGCGUCUGAAGACGAUCUGGACCUUCAUGACGACCGCCUGUCGUACCUGUCGGCCCCAGGCAGCGAGUACAGCAUGUACAGCACAGACAGCCGCCACACCUCCGACUACGAGGACACGGACACCGAGGGCGGAACCUACACCGACCACGAGCUGGACGAGCCGCUGAACGACGAGCCGCUGAACGACGACGGCUUGCUGCACCACGCUCCGGCCAUCAGCCGCUCGUCGGAGCCCGUCGUGGAACAGCCUCCACCCAGCUAUGAUGCGCUCACACACAUCGAACCAGCCUCCUUCAAAAACACGCCCAUGCCACACCAGAAAGCAGAGCCCACUCAUCCUGAGCCAGCGCCCCCUGCUGCCCACCUUAAUGUAGCGCUUCUGAGUUCGCUGGAGGGCAGCGCCGGACCGGGGGCGGUCAUCUUGCCCCCGGCUCCUGAGCCCAGCCAAUCAGAGCCCAAGCAGAUGUACCAGACUGAGAUCUACAGCGACAACCUGGCAGCACGCUCGAGCCCUGGGUUAAAGCAGCCGUCGGUUUACAACUCCUCCCAGCAGCCUUUUUACCAGGAAGAGGCGGCGUACAGAGAUUACGAUCACCAGCUGUACCGUUACGAAGGUCCUUACGCCGAAGCGAAGUCUCGUAACUACGACUCGAACUUGCACGAGCAGUGGCCUGGAUACGAGCGACAAAGCGACUACAGCCUGGCACGACCACGCUACGGGAAGCCAGCCCCCUCGCCUGUCCGUCACGAUGAAGCCCCACCCAGUAUUGCACCCACACGUUAUGACCAGGAACCCCUCUCUCCGCCAGCGUCUCGCUCUCCGGAGCCGCCGAAACAGUAUUACGAGGCAGCGCCUUCCCUGAGGCCCACCCAGCCUAGAGGAUACGCGAACUCAGACACCCCGCCCCCUCCCAAAGUCGAGACGCUCCCAGCAGAGGUGGAAACAGUAAACAUGCCCCUCCCACCUCCACCACCAGAGGCAGGGGAAGACCCGGCGAUGAAGCCGCAGUCGGUGCUGACUCGGGUCAAGAUGUUCGAGAACAAGCGCUCGGUGUCAGUAGACCGUGCCAAAGAGAACGCCGACACCACGCUAAGGUCGGUGGAUAUGGUCCCGAAACCAGGAGCAGCCUCUGUGCCCAAAGCCAACUCUCUGAACAGCCUCGAUCAAGAGAAAACUUUCAGAGCCCCCGAGCCCCAGCAGCCUCAGUCGAGACCCAGCGACAUCAUUCGGGCGAAUCACUACGACCCCGACGAGGAUGAUGAGUACUACAGGAAGCAGUUGUCCUAUUUCGAUCGCCGCAACUUUGACACCAAACCUCCUGCACAAACUCAACCACAAACUGUGAGCAAACCAACACAACCACAGAGCCAGCCGGCGAACAGCUAUCCCAGGACUGAGUCAGUGGAGAAAGUCAGUCCUGUUCCCCAGGUAACCCCAGUGGCUCCGCCCCCUACUCUACCCAAACCUACUGCUCCCACUCCUCCUCCAGAAUCCCUCAGCUCUCCCAAAGUCAAGCCCCUGGGUCGUGAGGACACGGUGCAAAGCUCCUACCUCCCCCAGAAGAGUUUCCCCGAGAAAUCCCCUGUGAACGGCACGGGCGCUCCUCCACCCUCCUCCAGCUACACCCGCUACAACAUCCCCAAACCUUACACAGCCUCGGCACGACCCUUUGAGCGCAAAUUCGACAGCCCUAAGUUCAACCACAACCUCCUGCCUAACGACACGACGGUCAAAGCGCCAUCAAGCAGCCUGGCGAAAACGCAAGUGCAGCCUACGGAUCAGGACGGUGGAAUUGACACAGGAUUGACCAGAGUGCCAAAAUACCAGAACAACAACAUCAACGCCGUACCCAAGGCCAUCCCUGUCAGCCCCAGUGCUCUGGAGGAUGAUGACGAUGAAGAUAUGCACACGGUCGUCGCCACGGCACGAGGUAUCUUCAACUCAAACGGCGGCGUUUUGAGCUCCAUAGAGACGGGUGUGAGCAUCAUUAUACCCCAGGGGGCAAUUCCUGAGGGUGUUGAACAGGAGAUCUAUUUCAAAGUGUGUCGGGACAACAGCAUCCUGCCACCACUCGACAAGGAGAAAGGUGAAACCCUGCUGAGCCCCCUGGUGAUGUGUGGUCCACAUGGUCUGAAGUUCCUGAAGCCGGUGGAGCUGCGUCUUCCUCACUGUGCGUCUAUGACUCCUGAUGGUUGGUCUUUUGCUCUAAAAUCCUCCGACUCCUCGUCGGGUGAUCCCAAGAACUGGCAGAAUAAAUCUCUUCCCGGGGAUCCAAACUACUUGGUUGGAGCGAACUGCGUGUCUGUGCUCAUCGAUCACUUCUGAGGAGCCUGUUACUUUUUUAUACACACACGCACGCACGCACACACAUACACGCACUGCCAUUAGAGAAGUGAGCGCUUUAACAUUUUGGAAGAAAAUGAAGGAUGUCUGUGCUUUUUUAAAAAUUAUUUUUAGAUAUGGAGACAGGAGACAAGACGACAUAAUCUGGAGUACUGUUUCUCUUUAUUUUCUCCUCCUCCUCCUCCUCCUUUCUCGUUUCUCUCCUCGUUGGACUGCAUACAACACACACCUUUCCCAGGAUUGACCACAACUGCUGAUAUGAACUCUCCAGUCUGCGCACUACUGUAUGUAGAGUGACUGCAAUAUAUAAAGAGCAAGCUUUAUUCCAUUUCAGUGAAGACACACACACACACACACACACACACACACACACACACACACACACACACACACACACACAGAGAGAGUAGGUGUAGAGGGAUGAGAGGAAGUGUAGAAAUAGAAAGAGUGUCUAACAGAGGUGAAGGACUGUGACACAGGCGUGAUAAAUAAGGAAAGAAAUCGUAGGUGAAACGGAGUACAGGACGUUAGCGUGACCCGGUGGUGCUGCUGUUCCUCAUAAACCUCCUCACACACAAUAACCGUAACGUUACACCUUUACCGGUCACAACGUGUAGCACAAACUUCCCUACGCUGUGAAGAGCUAUGCAUGUCAGACUCAGGACUCCUGCUUUCUUUCUUUCUCGCUUUCUCUCUCUCACUCACUCCUACUCAAACACCGAUGCCUU
This is a messenger RNA of Neoarius graeffei (lesser salmon catfish), 5968 nucleotides long. RefSeq names its product tight junction protein 1a (gene tjp1a). The coding region runs from base 459 to 5222 and encodes 1587 amino acids. Gene Ontology annotation, biological process: establishment of endothelial intestinal barrier; cell-cell junction organization; protein localization to cell-cell junction. The transcript has 29 exons. The record is from RefSeq and is a predicted model, not a curated record. Lineage: Eukaryota; Metazoa; Chordata; Actinopteri; Siluriformes; Ariidae. Gene Ontology annotation, molecular function: cell adhesion molecule binding. Gene Ontology annotation, cellular component: plasma membrane; bicellular tight junction.